This is a messenger RNA of Lingula anatina, 318 nucleotides long. RefSeq names its product Fanconi anemia core complex-associated protein 24. The record is from RefSeq and is a predicted model, not a curated record. Gene Ontology annotation, cellular component: Fanconi anaemia nuclear complex. Gene Ontology annotation, molecular function: chromatin binding. NCBI's taxonomy places the organism in Eukaryota, Metazoa, Brachiopoda, Lingulata, Lingulida, Lingulidae. Gene Ontology annotation, biological process: interstrand cross-link repair.
AUGACAUUUUACUCUAGUGGUCUACGUGGCACAGUGUUAGCAGAGAAGACUUCUCUAAGUUCCCAGUAUUUCCCAGCUCUGCAAAAAUUUGCCGUGCUUGAAAUUGGGCUCAUCUUGUUUCCUGUAGCCAAUCAGAGAGCAGCUGGACAGCUGCUGUGGCAGAUGGUGGUAGCAGAGGGUAAGAAGUCUAGUAAUCCUUUCCUGUCCAAGGCGCUGACAUCUCCCCUGGAUAGCUCUGUCUUGAACACAGCACAACUCAUUCCCGGCCUGGGGGAUAUAAAGGCCAAAGCUCUGCUGGAAAGAUUUAAAUUGCAAUGA